CCAGAUUCCUUUCACGUCAAGAUGCCGGGUUCUAGUGGUAACAACCGACAAGCAGCAGCAGCAGCCGCAGACAAUGCGACUGUAACGUCGAAUGCGCAAGGCCCCGCCGCUGCACAGAAGAACAGUGUCGACACGUCCAUGUCAGCAAACACCACUUCCAACAACACUGUGUCAGACGCACGUCAGCAACUACUACUUCAAGACGUGGAAGCCGAAGAAGCUCACGAAAUUCCCCUCCUCGCUCCAACCACCACCUACGAGCAGCAAGCGGCAUCGUCAUGGCAGUUGAAUUCCUCCAACGACCGUCACUACCAUGACUCUCGCGAGUAUGGCCACCACCACGGCCACCACCAUCACGACAACAUAGAAGCCGCCGGCCACGACUACGCCUCCGACUCGGACGAGUUCUCUCUCACCGAAGGCUACGAAACCCAAUCCACCGGCAGCACAUCUGCCACCUCGUCCAUCUACGCGCACACCUACGAGCACGGCCGGCGCUACCAAUCCUACAAGAACAGCCGCUACCCCAUCCCCAACGACGAUGCCGAGCUGUCGCGCGAAGACAUGAAGCACGCCAUGCUUCUCGAGCUGCUUGACGGCCAAAUCAGUUUUGCGCCCCUGGGAAAAAGUCCGCAGAAUAUCCUGGACAUCGGCACGGGGACAGGCAUCUGGGCCAUCGACGCUGGUGAUCGAUGGCCGAUGGCUAGAGUCAGAGGGAUGGAUAUCUCUCCUGUUCAACCGGUUUGGGUCCCGCCCAAUGUGGACUUUUUGGUCGAUGAUUGUGAGCAGGAGUGGUUGAUGAGGGGGGAGCUGGACUAUGCGCAUUUUCGGUUCAUGGCGAUUGUGUUGAAGGAUUUGCCCGUGGUGUUGGGGCAUGCCAUGGAAGCCCUCAAACCAGGCGGCUGGAUCGAGUUCCAAGAACUAAACUGCGAAGUCUUUUGCGACGACGAGACCAUGCCCGAUGAUGACCCGGUCAAGGUCCUCUAUGACUUUAGUCAACAAGCCUUUGCCAAGUUCAACAUGAACAUCACCAUGCCCAAGAUCCUCAGGCGAUAUCUUGCCGACGCCGGGUUCGUCAAUAUCCAGUGUGUCGUCAAGAAGGUGCCCAUUGGGGUCUGGGCGAAAGACAAGACGCUGCGGUUGGUCGGCAUGUAUCAGAAGAUGGCCAUUCUGGAAAUCAUGGAGGCACUGGCGGGCAGACCGUUUGAUGCCCUGGGAUUAGAUCCGGUGCAGAGAGAGAUGAUUUUGAUGGAGGCAAGAAAGGGGCUGGAUAACCCGAGGGUGCAUCGCUAUUUCAACUAUUAUUUCUGGUUUGCGCAAAAGCCGCAGUAGACGGUAUGCAGAAGCGGAUGGUAUGAGACAUGAUGCAAUUGCCAUCGGGACUUGGAGACAAGCAUUUCGGCCAAGUCUCGGAAGAGCUAGGUCUUAUAACGCGAUGGCGACAGCAUCGUUUCGAAUCCGUUUACUCGUCUGGAGGAUCUGCUAGGUGGCGUAUCAGCUGGGAGGUCUACCCUUUGUACAGAAAGCCAUAGCAGAUGGGAUUUGGUUUGGAUUUGCUUUUUUUUGUCCUUUUUUUUUUCUUUUUUUCUUUUUGCAUAGCGUGUUUGGGAGACACUGUCGUUAAUUUGGAAUAGCAUGUAUAAGGAAAAUUUGGAGGACAUACCACCUUAGCAAAGUGCUAGACGAAUGGUGUACAUAGGAGGAGUGCGUCGUCCAAAGAGGCAGUCCGAGUUGUAUAUAUGGGCAUCUUGCUAUUCCUGACAUUCAU
Molecule: messenger RNA, 1768 nt
Organism: Neurospora crassa OR74A
Lineage: Eukaryota; Fungi; Ascomycota; Sordariomycetes; Sordariales; Sordariaceae
Exons: 2
Coding region: 22-1332 (436 amino acids)
Molecular function (GO): methyltransferase activity
Source: RefSeq, a predicted model, not a curated record